This is a messenger RNA of Linum tenue, 5085 nucleotides long. NCBI's taxonomy places the organism in Eukaryota, Viridiplantae, Streptophyta, Magnoliopsida, Malpighiales, Linaceae. The record is from the annotation of a GenBank genome assembly.
CCCCGCUCUUCCAAAAUCACGCGACAGCAACGCCGCCAACAAGAAGAGAAAAAAGCUUCUCCAACUUCGAAGUCCUUCCCACUCCGCCCAACCCCCUCUCCCUCUCCCUCUCCCUCUCUCUCUAGAUUCCCAUUCGCUCCUGCAACUCUCAUUCUCUCUCGAAACUGCUGCUUUCUCGCUAAUGUUGCUUUUCCGGGCACCGUCACGGCUCAUCUGCAUCAAUGUUAGGGAUUGAACUCGGGGCACCAGAAGUUAAAGAUAGCGCAAUCAGUGAAACCCUAGUGGCUAGCGCGACGGGGAGCUGCUGCUGCCAUGGUGUUCAAGAACAAGCUCUUCUUCUCUUCGAAGAAAUCGGACACCUCCAGCCCUGAUGGAUCGAACAACAGUCCUCGAUCCAUCGGCUCCAACUCCCCGAUCCGCUUGGAGAAGAAGAAGCCCAAGUCCUCCUCCUCCUUCUCCUCGUCUUCUAAAGACAACAGUCCGAGCUCGGCAGCCAGUGGCGGCUUCGCGGCGGCGGCGGGGGGAUGUAAGCAGGCUGACGUGAAGGAUGGGUCGAAGAAGAAGGGGAAGGAGGUGAGUGGGAAGGGGAAGGAGAGUAGCGGUGCCGCUGCAGCUGUUGUUGCGGCUCAAUUGCUACUCGGCCAGCCUCAUCAUCCAAAAUCUCAGCCUCAGACGCCGGUUAAACAAGGGCGAUUUUCUGCUUCUGUCCUGGGUUCUGCUUCGGCUUCGGCUUCCAAGUCGAGGAAGGGUCUGGGGGAUGGCAAGGAGGAUGCUUUGUCCGCGUCUCCCAUUUUAGCUUCUUCUUUGGGCUUGAAUAAGAUCAAGACGAGAUCAGGACCCUUGCCUCAGGAGAGUUUCUUCAGUUUCAAAGGAGAAAAGGGGUCCGGGAUACUGGGUGCCAGUAAUUUGUCGAGGCCUAGUGCUGGGAAGGGGGCUUCCUCUUCCAACGCGCCCGGUUCGGUGAAGAAGGAGGACUUAUUGGGGCAGAGUAGGAUACCGGGGUUUCAGGACCGCAGUGGUAAAGCAGUUGAUCCUAGUAGCAAUUGGGAUCGACUGUCAACUGGGGAUGGCGCUCAGACCCGAGAGGUAACUCCCAAUUUGUUGAUUGGGACUCGCUUAGAGGACGGGGAGCCCUCUAGUGAUGCAGGCCGACAUGAGUCAUCCUCCGGUCAUUCUGGCAGUGUAAGAAAUUCAGAUGUUUUUACACCUGAGGAGUCUGAGUCUCCACGUUUUCAAGCUAUCCUUCGUGUCACUAGUGCACCAAGGAAGAGGUUUCCAGGUGAUAUAAAAAGUUUUUCUCAUGAACUCAAUUCCAAAGGUGUACGUCCUUUCCCUUUCUGGAAGCCUCGGGGACUAAAUAAUGUGGAGCAAAUCUUGGUUGUUAUACGGGGAAAGUUUGACAAGGCAAAGGAAGAAGUGAAUUCAGAUCUGGCUGUCUUUGCAGCUGAUCUUGUUGGAAUUCUUGAAAAGAAUGCAGAAAGUCAUCCAGAAUGGCAGGAAACUAUAGAGGACUUGUUGGUUUUGGCCAGAAGUUGUGCAAUGCAAUCACCUGGAGAGUUUUGGCUCCAAUGUGAAAGCAUAGUCCAAGAAUUGGAUGACAGACGGCAGGAACUUCCUCCUGGAACGCUAAAGCAACUUCAUACUAAGAUGCUUUUCAUUCUUACAAGGUGUACAAGGCUGUUGCAGUUUCACAAAGAAAGUGGGUUGGCUGAGAAUGAAAACAUCUUUCAACUUCGUCAAUCUAGGGUCUUGCACUCAGCAGAGAAACGCAUUCCUCCAGGUCUUGGAAGGGGUAUGAAAAGCUCUACGGCUUCAAAAGGGCCUUCAGUGACGAAGUCGUAUAGUCAAGAACAGCAUAAGCUAGUUUGGAACCGAGAGCCGCUAGUGCUGUCUGGAAACUUACUCUCUCCUACUGAUGGCUCCAAAGGUGUUGAGUCUCCUGGAGGUCGAGAUAGAAUGGCUUCCUGGAAAAAGCUUCCAUCUCCUGCUGCAAAAGGUCCUAAGGAUCUGGAUCUCCCUUCUCCUAAGGAUCAGAUUGAUGUUGGGAUUGAUCUUUUGAAAGUGUCAAGCAGCAGCAAAAAGGUUUCUGAUAUGGAUGUGGCUGUAGCUAAGCCUCCUGAGGUUCCCGCUGUAAAAGAUCCACCUCAACAUUCUACGAAACACCAACAUAAAGUUUCCUGGGGAUACUGGGGCGACCAAAACCCAUCUGAUGAAAAUUCAAUUAUUUGUCGAAUUUGCGAGGAAGAGGUUCAAACUACACAUGUUGAAGACCAUUCAAGAAUUUGCGCAAUUGCAGAUCGGUGUGAUCAGAAAGGUCUAGGUGUGAAUGAGCGUCUUUUAAGAAUCUCAGAAACUCUUGAGAAAAUGAUGGAGUCUUUUGCUCAGAAGGAUAUCCAGCCUGCUCUUGGAAGCCCUGAUGCAGCAAAGGUAUCUAAUAACAGUGUGACUGAAGAAUCUGAUGUUCCAUCCCCCAAACUAAGUGAUUGGUCUAGAAGAGGAUCCGAAGACAUGCUUGACUGUUUUCCCGAAUCCGAUAACUCAGUGUUAAUGGAUGACAUGAAGGGGUUGCCAUCCAUGUCAUGCAGAACACGUUUUGGUCCAAAAUCUGAUCAGGGGAUGGCUACUUCAUCAGCUGGUAGCAUGACGCCUAGAUCUCCGUUAUUGACACCAAAGACCAGCCAGAUAGACUUGCUUCUUGCAGGCAAAGGUGCAUAUCCUGAGCAUGAUGACCUGCCACAGAUGAAUGAAUUAGCUGAUAUUGCAAGAUGUGUAUCAACCACACCUUUGGAGGAUGAACGUUCCAUGCCCUAUUUAUUAUCGUGCCUUGAGGACCUGAGGGUUGUUAUUGAUCGAAGAAAGUUUAAUGCUCUUACUGUGGAAACUUUUGGGGCACGGAUUGAGAAACUUAUCCGAGAGAAGUAUUUGCAGCUUUGCGAGCUGGUGGAAGAUGAGAAGGUCGAUUUAGGCAGCACUGUAAUUGACGAAGAUGCUCCCUUGGAGGAUGAUGUAGUUCGGAGUCUGAGAACCAGCCCCGUACACUCUUCAAAGGACCGCACCUCUAUAGAUGAUUUUGAGAUCAUUAAACCAAUUAGCCGUGGGGCAUUUGGACGGGUUUUCCUGGCUAAGAAGAGAACAACGGGAGAUCUUUUCGCAAUAAAGGUCUUAAAAAAGGCUGAUAUGAUCCGCAAGAAUGCCGUUGAGAGCAUACUAGCAGAACGCGAUAUUCUUAUUUCAGUGCGCAAUCCGUUUGUGGUUCGGUUCUUUUAUUCGUUUACUUGCCGUGAGAACUUGUACCUUGUGAUGGAGUAUUUGAAUGGCGGUGAUUUAUAUUCGUUACUGCGAAAUUUGGGCUGCUUAGAUGAAGAUGUCGCUCGUGUAUAUAUUGCUGAAGUUGUACUUGCUUUGGAAUAUCUACACUCAUUGCGUGUGGUUCAUCGUGAUCUGAAGCCUGAUAAUUUACUCAUUGCACAUGAUGGCCAUAUCAAGUUGACAGAUUUUGGGCUUUCCAAGGUUGGGCUGAUCAACAGCACUGAUGACUUGUCUGGUCCAGCAGCUAGUGGAACGUCAAUGCUUGUGGAUGAUGAACCAGAAUUACCAAGUUUGGAUCAACAAGAAAGGAGAAAGAAGCGUUCUGCUGUGGGCACACCUGACUAUUUGGCACCAGAGAUUCUUCUGGGAACAGGACAUGGCUUUACUGCUGAUUGGUGGUCUGUUGGUGUCAUUUUGUUUGAACUCAUCGUUGGUCUUCCUCCCUUCAACGCAGAGCAUCCUCAGAUAAUUUUUGAUAAUAUUCUCAAUCGGAAGAUACCAUGGCCUGAGGUACCCGAUGAAAUGAGCCCUGAAGCUGAAGAUAUAAUUGACAGAUUAUUAACUGAAGAUCCUCAUAUGAGACUUGGUGCAAGGGGAGCAUCUGAGGUAAAGCAACAUCCAUUCUUUAAAGAUAUCAACUGGGACACACUGGCAAGGCAGAAGGCCGCAUUUGUUCCCAGUUCGGAUAGUGCUCUUGAUACAAGUUACUUCACUAGUCGGUACACUUGGAAUACUUCAGAUGACAAUGCAUAUCCCGGUAGUGACUUUGAAGAUUCAAGUGAUGCUGACAGCUUAAGUGGCAGUAGCAGUUGUUUGAGCAAUCGUCAAGAAGAAGUGGGAGACGAAUGUCUGGGCCUUGCAGAGUUCGAUUCUAGUUCCAACAUCAAUGUCAAUUACUCAUUUAGUAAUUUCUCAUUCAAGAAUCUGUCUCAGCUGGCAUCAAUCAACUAUGAUCUUCUAUCAAAGGGUUGGAAGGAUGACCCUCCUACAAGCUCAUGACGUUUCUCUCUUGACUCCGUCCAAAGAGCCAGAAGUUUUGGGUUUGUUUUGAUGUGGAUCCAUAUAGUGAGUCAUAAUUAUAUUACAGGCUGCGUCUGGUUCAGCAUUGGUGUCUUGUAUACCCUGUACAUAAACAAAAGAGACAUCCAUCUGAAGACUUGGAAAAGGAUGCUUUGCAAUCGGUUGCUGUUUAAAAGGUAAAUGUGUUUGAUGAAACGGACACUUUCGAGGUUCCCAUAUUUUUUCAAAGUGCCCGAGUUCGUGAGUUCGUUUUAUCGUGUUUGAAUAGAGAACAUCAGCAGUAGAGCAUUGUUUUUGAGUUGGUGGGAGGGGGAUGAUAGUACACUGUUCAUGUUGAUGGAAAGCAAACCCUUGGUGUUCUUGUUGUGAGUUUUGCACCUGUAACAAUGAGAACACUUUAACCCCGCCUACCAGCUGAAAUUGGUACUUAUCACGAUUAGCUGCUGGUAAGGUAAUAUUGUGUAAAGAAUGCUGAGGACUUCAGAACAGGACUGGGAAGCUGACGACAGAACAAAUGUCCGAUAGAGACAUCAUUUGUUUUGGUUAGAACAAAACAGAAGUGUCUGCAAAUCCUGUGUGUUCAUAUAUGGAAGCUCUCCCUGGGUGAUGGAUGAAUUGGCUAAACGCUCGUUUAUUUCUUUUAGAGAACGACUAACCGUGAGUUGUGCCUGGAGCCUUUGUGGUGUAAGGCUUUAAAUCGCAUGUUUAACAACCCCUUAUCAGCAGUUUCUUUGACGUAGAGUAGUUCGUAGGACU